Messenger RNA from Lactuca virosa, 687 nucleotides. NCBI's taxonomy places the organism in Eukaryota, Viridiplantae, Streptophyta, Magnoliopsida, Asterales, Asteraceae. The record is from the annotation of a GenBank genome assembly.
AUGGAUUGUGUAGCUGUGCAUGGUGUGGUACUUAUGCGUCAAAAGGCCAUUCUUGGUUUUCGGGUUUGUCCUAUCGCUAGUGACCCUACGAUUGUGAAGAUAGAUGGUCCCGUAAUUGAGGUUUUUACAUUGAGCACAGGUAGUUGGAAAACUCUUCCCAGCAAUCUGCAGAUCAAUUCCAUUAAGUUCUCAUGGCGUCAUGUAGUUAUAGAUAGGUUUAUUUAUUGGUUUUCUUAUGGUGAGAAUGAGAAACCUCUUAUUGUGUCAUUCGAUAUGACUACUCAUGAAUUUAGAACAACAAACAUACCAGACAGUUUAGCACAAAAGUCUUCUUCUUCGUUUUUUUCCAUCUCUAAGGUGUCUGAGGGUCUUGCUGUGCUUAAAUUCAAAGGUAUAAGGACAGGAGGUUGGGAUGUAUGGAUCAUGGAUGAUGGUGUUCCAAAUUCGUGUACAAAGUUAUUCACCAUUAACAAUAUACCAGGUUCUGUUGGUUACUACAUGGAAACCCUACUUCUGCUUGAUCAGCCGGAUUCUAGUGUUUAUGUGGAAAAUAGUGUUGGACCGAUGGAUUUCAUGUUGUGGAUCAAUUCACUGCGGGAACCCGUCGAGGUCUCCCCUAGCCAAUCCACUGCAUCCACGUCUCCCCUAGCCAAGCCGCCCGCCAUUUCUCCAUUAUGUCUUUGCUAA